This is a messenger RNA of Alternaria rosae, 1083 nucleotides long. RefSeq lists its product as uncharacterized. Lineage: Eukaryota; Fungi; Ascomycota; Dothideomycetes; Pleosporales; Pleosporaceae. The transcript has 2 exons. The coding region runs from base 1 to 1083 and encodes 360 amino acids. The record is from RefSeq and is a predicted model, not a curated record.
AUGGAGAAAGUCAGCGGUGUAGCUUGCCGACAGCAGGUCGCCUUCACCACCUCGUUUGAUGCUGUCCUUGUUGAACGCGCCAAGCAGACAAUGACCCAGGGAGUUACAUGGCUACGAGCUACUGCCGCCGAAGUUCACGAUAUCGCCCUCUCCAUCAAAUGCAUGGGCGACAUGGCAUUCAACAUAGGGAACGGAGACAUGGCAUUCGCAAAGUGGGGCGAUACACUCAAGUUCAUCGAGAUCACACUGGAGCACAACAAGAUGAUGAGUACACGUCUGGAACCCGAUUUCCUAGCUCAACUUCAUGCGCUUGAAUGCAUGGUCUCACUUGAACAAGCGAUGUUCUUCUUCUCUGACAUGGCCGUUGACGAAAUUGGUCGCAAGUACGACCAUGUACCGAAGAAGGUGGGUUAUGCUGAGGACGCCAAACAGUACAACGAGCUCCUGGGGUAUGAGGCAGUUCCCUUGUCUGCUAUCGCUCGCUUCUACCGUUUCUUGGGUGUCGCUGAACUGGGUCUGGAUCAUCCUGUCAAAGCAGCAAAGGCAUUUGCCAAGUCCUACAAGAUGGUGACUCUCCCGCCAACUCAGAACGGCUACAACACUGCGAGAUCAUGGAAAGAGCUCACUAAGGCUCAGCGCAAGUCUAGGCUAGACGCUCUCUACACUGCCCUUCCCAAGACGCCCCACACGAUGCCAGUGUUUCAAGCCUGGAAGGGUCCUCAAGUCCAGUCAGAACAUUGGGUCAUGCGCGAACUGGGCUUUAAGGGUAACAUACCUUACGCCGACAAGAUCACUGGUGUACUUGGAAUAUACUUGACCAACAAAGCUCACCCCAAUCGUUCGCUUCCAGGACCACGUACGACCCAGCUCGGGGCCGUGAAGCCUGAAGUACUAAGGAAGGUUGUCGAAGACCAUCGUGAGCAAGUGAACAAGCCUGAUUUACCAGGCAUCGAGCUGCUCAUUAUGUGGAUUGCCCUUGGAACGCAUCAGAUCGGUGAAGAGAGUACCCACGAUGAUCCGGAGGCUGCAAAGAUGCUGGAGAACAUGUCUCUUCGUGGCACUGGAGGUUGUCCGACUCAGUGA